This is a messenger RNA of Triticum turgidum subsp. durum (durum wheat), 492 nucleotides long. NCBI's taxonomy places the organism in Eukaryota, Viridiplantae, Streptophyta, Magnoliopsida, Poales, Poaceae. The record is from the annotation of a GenBank genome assembly.
AUGGAUCCAAAGCUGGUGGAGGUCAUGCAGCUGUUCGCCCGCUUCAAGGCGGCCUACCUCCGCAGCGAUCUCGACGUCUGCUCCAACUUCCUCUCGCAGCUCAAGGCCCUCCUCACCAAGUUCCCCAGCCUACCUCCGUUGUUUCAGCAGACGCCCAAUGCCGUGGAGGAGCUCAAACUUGCGAGGGACAUUUAUGAGCAUGCAGUUCUUCUCAGUGUGAAAACAGAAGAUCAAGAUGCAUUUGAAAGGGACUUCUGCCACCUCAAGCCUUAUUACAUGGACACAUGUGGCAUAAUUCCUCCAUCACCGGUUGAGUACCCAAUUAUGGGGCUUAACCUUCUGAGGCUGUUGGUCCAGAAUAGAAUUGCGGAGUUCCACACUGAGCUGGAGCCUCUGCCCACCAAAGCGCUGGAGAAUCCUUGCAUCAAGCACGCGGUUGAGCUCGAGCAGUCUCUUAUGGAGGGCGCUUACAACCGCGUGCUGAGUGCUUGA